Molecule: messenger RNA, 6643 nt
Organism: Homarus americanus (American lobster)
Lineage: Eukaryota; Metazoa; Arthropoda; Malacostraca; Decapoda; Nephropidae
Product: segmentation protein cap'n'collar-like
Exons: 11
Coding region: 122-1612 (496 amino acids)
Biological process (GO): regulation of transcription by RNA polymerase II
Cellular component (GO): nucleus
Molecular function (GO): RNA polymerase II cis-regulatory region sequence-specific DNA binding; DNA-binding transcription factor activity, RNA polymerase II-specific
Source: RefSeq, a predicted model, not a curated record
GGGAACCAGGGCAACAGGGUCGGCUGGGCAGUCUGGUUCGGGUGGGAAAUGGAGCGGUGGCAGGAGGUGGUGCAGUACCUAGGGCUGCCCAACUCUCCUCACCCAGGCUCCGCACACGCCCAUGGCCACCCACGGUGCUUCGCCCACCCACUCCCACGGGCACGAGCCGUCUCCACCAUCCACAUCCCUCUACCCCACUCGACUCCUCUCCUGCCACCUUGCCGCCCGUGCCCAGGGCGUCCUCAUCAACAACGCCACACUGCCGCCCCCCAUGUCCGACCCCAUGACCCACAACAUCACCUACACCAACAGUAUGGCAGGAGCCUCCAGCCACCUGGUGACCAGCAGUAUGAACCUUACCAACAGUUCAGACCUUGCUGGUAGUGACCACAAUCAGUACAAGAUGGAGGCCAAUACAACUUUACCCUCAGAUAUGAUGUAUUACCAGAACACAACUACAGAAAUGAACCAGACAACAGAUGGUCUUCUGACAUCCAUACUCAACGAUGAAGCACUAGGAUUGAUGGAGAUAGCCAUGAAUGACUUGUUGUUGUCGGGCACAGCUGGGUGCGUGCUACCUCAGCUUCACGGUGAGGAAGGUGUGGACGCCUCCAGUGACUCCGCAGUGUCCUCCCUUAGUCCUGACGAGCCAUGGGGCACAAUGGACCACACAACACAACUCUCAGACAGUGGCAGUCGAAACCAAAGUGGAGAUUAUAAUGCAGGAAGUUAUAGAUACGGCCCUGAAGAUCCCCACCGGAUGCCUCCUUUACCAUUAAAGAAACAACAUAUGUUUGGCAGAGGUGGAGCAACAGGAAGCCUGGGUGGUGGCAGCAGCAGUGGUGUUGGGAAUGUAGGUGGAUAUGGAACACACUACCCUCCUCCCAGCAUACCCUCCAUGGAAGGAGCCACAGCUCUCGACCCUGCAGAGAUGAAGUAUUCCUGUACCAUGGACUUCCGCUCCCAAGGGGAAGUGUCUGGCUCUGGAGUGGAGCAUGUCCAACACAAUCACACGUACCAUAUGUCCCCUGAGGGUCCAUCUGGCCUCACACGACCGACUGCCAGAGACAAACAAAGAAAUCGUAAAAAUGAUCAUGAACGAACAAUGUCCCGGGAUGAGAAACGAGCACGGGCGAUGAACCUCCCUAUUUCAUGUGAAGACAUCAUCAAUCUACCUAUGGAUGAGUUCAAUGAACGUAUCUCUAAGUAUGACUUGACUGAGGCACAGCUCUCUCUCAUCCGAGAUAUACGUCGUCGUGGCAAAAACAAGGUUGCUGCACAAAAUUGUCGCAAACGUAAACUAGACCAGAUACUUCAUUUAGCAGAUGAGGUGAAGGCAAUUCAGAACCGAAAGAAUGAACUCUACAAUGAAUAUGAAUACCUGAACACUGAACGAACUCGUAUAAAACACAAAUUCUCAUUGUUGUAUCAUCACGUCUUCCAGAGUCUACGAGAUCCUGAUGGUAACCCAUAUUCUCAACACGAUUACUCAUUGCAACAAUCAGCAGAUGGCAGUGUCCUUUUGGUUCCUCGGUCAUCCCCAAGCCAUUCCAUGGAUCCAAGUACUAGUAAUAAGCCUAGAGGCAAAGGCAAAGAUGACCCAAAGCAGUGAGGGGCCCUCCUACCUAACCCCACCACACCGCUUAAUUGUAAUAAAUCAGGAUCCACCUCACUGAAAAAAAGAACCCUCACACCAUGACUAUCAAACUGAUAAUGCAUUACUACACCUCAACUUUGGUUAGUGUUACUUGGUACCGUGCAGCAAGACUUGCCAUGGUGCUGCCACUCCAAGUUCAGUGUUAUUAAUAAUAACAGGGAAAUCCUGCAUGGUGCUGUAAUAUUUCUUGACAUUUAAAUCAUUGAUUUAAGCAAUGAGAAACUUGUACAUUAGUUAGUGGGUGUAUUAUUGUAAUUCACAAGUGUCAGGAGCUGAAGUUGUAGACCUUGUGAUGAUGUCUGUGGUGUUGCAGAGGGUUGUCAAUACCUUGUGAUUUUUAUUAGUUGAUAUUUUGGCAAUUUACCAGUAACACUUGUCAAGCUAGAUUUGAUAAAGUUAUAGUUGCCCUAUCUGCUCAGUGCUAGUUUACAUUUAUUAAAAACUUGCAUUCAGGACUUAUUGUACUCGAGGCUAAGGCUACUGGUAACAAUUUUACUGAGUUACAAUGGCUGUGAUAAUAUCUCAUGAGUAAAUCAUAUUUGUGCAUAUAACAAGCAAGAUCUCUUAAUGUGUUUCAUUGCUUCAUAUCACAGCUUAAUAUGACCUUUGCUAAAUUCUUUGUACAGGAAUUUCAGAUGUAUUUUUUUUUAUGUAGCACAGUUGAUAAUACUAUUUGAAGUAGAUAAUUAGCUAUCAAAGCAUCAUCUUAGUCAUGUAAAAAUGGGCAGCAUGGUUCUCUUAAAGUGGGUAUUGUGCCACAAAGGGGCAAGUGGGAAUAGGGAAGGUUACUAUCAGUGCAAAAAAAAAUCAUUUAGGCAGUGUAAAUAGAGGGCAAAUGGUUGUCAGGACCAUUUUUAUAUGUAAUGAUCUCAAACUUGUGCAUUUCCUGCUAAAUUUUCUGGAAUUCUUCAGACUUGAGUGUCAGUUAAUAAUUUAAGAAUUUGAUUUGCAAAAAAUUUUAACUCCAUGUUAAUCGAUUUAUUUUAAGAAUAUUUUAUUAAUCAGAAUAAUAAUUCUUUAUCCAAAAUGGUAGUACCUUUAAUAACUCCAGUUAUAUGCUGGCUCUCAGGUAGAAGGUUAAAUCAAUGUAAGUAAACACACAUUCUUGUUUCGAAGUGCAAGCAAGUGGCGAUUGCUUCACGUAAGUGACAGCCAAACCAGUAUGUAGGAUUCUUCAACAGAUGCUUCAAAUAUAGCCUCAGUCUGAAGCUCUUGAUACUGUAAAAGUGUUUGUGGCGAACAAAAAUUGAAGAUUCUAUGUAUGGUCAGCCACCCUUUAAGUCCCUGUGGGAACAUAGUGUCAAGAGUUAUUGGAAGUAAAUUGGAAGUUUUGAUUAGUAUAUUUCAGCAUUAACUAAGAAUGCAUUUGUAUUCGCUAAAGUUGUAAAGUACAAAAAAUUUUAAAAAUUCAUGUUCUAAAAUUUUUACAACCAAAUAGUUUAUGCAGAUAUAUUUUAUCGUGCCACCCAGCUGUGAAUGUGGGAAGAGGCAUAUAUGAUUUAGCUGUUUUAUCUACUUUUCUGUACACAAAAUAUAUAACUACAUGAGAAGUCUAAACUAUUUACAGAAAAAAAUAAAGAUUUUAUUUAAGUGAAUAAAUAUAAUAUCUUGUCCUCAUGAUCUUCUGUUGUUUGAAAUGUCUAAAUAUGUAUGUUCAUUGUAUGGAAAAGCCCAAUUUAUGUAGUUGGGAUGUACUUUAGUUGUGCAUAAAAAAAAAUAUUUUUUGUUGCUAAAGAAAUUAUGAUGAAUUGAAUGUCAUUGGAGGUUUGCACUAAAACAUUUGUCCCAAUUUUUCAUAACCAUAAUACCUCCCAGUAUAAACUCACUGAAAGUUAACCAUACAGUAAUUAAGCAAAUGAGGUCCUAGACAUUAUACAGAACAGUUAAGAUUGACAUUUCGUUAUGGUAUUGCUGCACCAAAAGCUGUGUAGCCAGCCAAGGACACAGAUAAAGUUGGGAUACCUGAAUUAAUAUAAGGAAAAUUAACCAGGUUUAUUUUGAAGAUAUCUUGACAAUAGAAUUUUAUAUUAAAGUUCAGAUGUCUUAUGUAACUUGUUCAGGGACAAACUUUUCCUCUUUUUUUUGUGCUUUGAGUGGAUGCUGUUACAGUGUCCCAGAUUUAUUAAAUGAAUAGUUAUAUAUUCACUUAGAUGUAUAAUUCUAAUAAUUGAAAUAUCUGAUGCAUAUGCAAAAUAUUUGAUUUCUUUGUUAAAAUUUAAUUGAAUAUGGGAUUUUACCCAACCACUACUUCUACAUAUAUGCAGUAUAUAUAGAAAACAACAUUAAUUUGGACUAUUAUGAGGCAGAGGGUAUACAGAAAUACCAGGGAGUAUGAAUUUAAUUAGCAUUUUCCCAUCUCUUAUGGCACACCAGAAUCAGAAUUAUUAUUGCAUGAAAGUAUGUUAUUAAAGCUCCUUUUUUUUAUUUUUUUUAAACUGUGAAAUUCAUUUGCCAGAUAGGAAAAUGCAUUGUGCUAUAACAGGGACCAGUGAAAACUGUUUGAAGUGUAGUUUUGCAAAAGGAUAUAUUAAAGGACAUCUCCAGAGAAAAAUUAUUUUUCCAAGUGAUGCUCAUUGAUUUCAAGUCUAAUAUUAACCUCUUCAGAAUUGGGAUUUUUGAGAGAGCUGACCCCUACACUGAAUUUUCCAGAAUAACAUCUUCACUAAUACAGGAUUGACAUAUAGUAUACUGUACAUCAGACAGUAUUACCCCUUUCAGAGUGAUUCCAAUAGAAUUGCAUGGAUUUUUACAAUUGGAGAGAGUGCUGAUCUUUACCCAUUGACCUUUUAAUACAGUAAGAACAAGAAAAAUGAGGGUAGGUGACAAUGGAUUCUGGAUUAUGUUGUCAAAUGUAAAGUUGGACCUUGGAAAUCUGGCACUCAUUAGACGUUUAGUGCCAGAUUGUAAAUUUUCUAGUUUUGCGAAAAAGAUCAUUUUCCCGUUGCAUAGAUAAAAAUAUACCAGAACGAGUGUAAACAUAAAAAAACACAUGAAAUUAGUAUACAGUACUAUGGCUGGUUAAAAGAUAUUAACAAAUACUAAGCUUCUUUUCCUGGAAAUUCUACUAAAUUAAUAUUGUCACUAAACAUAUGCACUCACAGGGUGAUAACCUCAAUGAGGCUGAGUAAGGAAACCUGUCAGCCAACCUCCCUGACUUGCCUAUAUCCACAAAGUUGCCAGCUACUUCUUGGUGUACCUAUAUUAUAGUUUCUUGAAAUUUAAUAGGUCACUCAUUACUUAUGUAAUUCUAUAGUAAACAGACCUUGAUUCUUUUAAAAUACUGUACCCAACUCUUUAAUUUAAAUAAAUUUUCUGUGUGAUGUCUGAUAACAAAGAAAAAAGUGAUGAGGUUGGCUCAUACUGCUAUUCAUUGUACUGCAAUGUAAUUUAAAAAAAUUAUGAUUAGAUAUAUGAAUUCAAUAUUUUAAAUGUUUUCAAUAUUACACAUUCUCAAUAUCAUAAAAACAAACAAUCAAGAAAUAACCGGGCAGGCAGUGAGUAGAUCAAGAUAUUUACAAUAUCAAGUGGCCACCUCACUUAGAGAUGGCCAUGUCAGGAAGGAGGCCAGUGGCAGGUGUAGUAUAAUAUAAUACAAAACAACAAAGCCCAACAAUUAAAUUAAGCAAACGGGGAACUAAGUAACCAAUGGGGAACUAAGUAACCAAUCACCGAUCACUUUUACAUUUAUUCAUAAUUUUUUCUUUGUACUGUAAACAAACAGCCUUGAGUUGCCAGCUAUCUCCAGUAGUGUUCGAAGAAUCUUGAACGAGACUGUACAAUUACAAAGCCUUGAAAAUGUGCCCAGCAAAUGUAUGAAGAUUUUGAUAACCAGGCUUGCCACCUUUGUUCAGAACAUUCAUAAGUAUUUGAAAUUAACACUUUAGAGAGCAGUGGCACACUUAAGCAUUUUAUUCUGGCAAAAGCCAAAUAAUUUUAUUCAGUUGAGAAAACCCCUGUCCUAGAAAGGAUUGCAGGGAUGGUACACACCACUAUACAAAUGUUGAUCUGUAAGUCCACAAAAUUAGAGCAAACACUACCACAUGAAACCAGUUGACAAAUGUUUACAAUAAAAGCAUGGGCUGUGACAUAUUGUAUAAAUCUUCUAAAGGGGUCAGUUUUCUGAGAUUCAGAUUUCCAAGAUUCUACUGAAGAGAAAUUGGCUUGGUAGGAACAGUUUAUUUUGUUAUAGCCAACAAAGGAUUGUAGAUCUGUUGUCAUUAACAAAAGGAUAUGACAUUCUCUCCACAAAAUGAAAAUCCAUUUUUUUUCUGACUACCAGUUAAUAGCGACAUCACUUGGCAUUCACAGGAAAUGGCCUUUAAAUUCUUUCUUAUUUUACAAUUUCAAGGUCCAGAUAUUGAAAUAAAACUAACCAUAAGCUGUACAGUAUACCUGUACUGUAUAUGGUAAUCCUAAUCCUUUUCUAAAAUUUAAGUUGCAAAGUGAAGCCUCAAGCAACCAAAAUAUUGUGGGGGAUCGUGACUGACUAUACCCUUUCCAUGCUAACCUGGCCCAUAAGCUACACCCCUCGUCUAUAGCUGCAAAUAGUUGAUUGGUUUCCCCGAGCGAUUUACUUCUCCCGGACUGCACGUGUAUAAGCUCGUAUUUAUAUUAACCUUUUAUGAUAAAUAUUUAAAAAAAUUCUAACAUCCUCUUAGAAGUGCUAAUGCCUUGAAGUCAUUUGCAUUUUGAUGGUUCAGACAUUUAACAUUAUUUUAGGUAAUAACAGGUCUCCUUACCCUUUGUGAACACAUUUAGUUCGAAUUUUCUAUGAACCAAUCAGCUGUUAGUAUAGAAGAGGGGCGUGGCUUACAGGCCAGGUUAGCAUGGAAAUACUAUAGUGAACAAAGGAAGCAGGGAGUCAAAUACUGCUUGGCUGACAGAGGGUGCAUAUACUGUAUGAGGUUAAUUAUUUUAUGGGUUAUUUUUAAGUUUUAUAUUUUUAAUUUGUAUAGAAAUUUGUUGUAUAAAGUUACUAAAACAAAA